This is a messenger RNA of Alternaria ethzedia, 693 nucleotides long. RefSeq lists its product as uncharacterized. The transcript has a single exon. NCBI's taxonomy places the organism in Eukaryota, Fungi, Ascomycota, Dothideomycetes, Pleosporales, Pleosporaceae. Bases 1 to 693 code for a protein of 230 amino acids. The record is from RefSeq and is a predicted model, not a curated record.
AUGUCGGAGAAUAAAUGGAAAUAUAUCCCCUGGAGCUUACACCCUGAGCACAUCGACUCGCUCAAGCUCUUGUUCGACAUUAUUGCCGACUACCCUCAGCUCUUCAUUCUGCGUGAUGAGCUUUUGUCAGUUGCGGAUGAAGACACAAGGACUGCUGAGACGCAAUGUCUCUCUUUGCAAUGUCAUGAGGUCAUCGCCAAACUGAAAAACUGGAGGGAGACUUUUGCGUCUGAUCCGUUUCACACCUCUUACGAGACACCCGCAUGUCAACCGAUACCGCUCAUAGAAGACGAGUAUGGCGCGUUGCAUCCAGCCUGGUCUACUGCCUUCAGAUACCGAUCACUCUAUCACGCGAACGCUAUCACAGUCUAUAACGCCGCUACCAUCAUGGCCCUCCGCUUCGCCGACAGCAUCGAUGCUGAGAUGAUGUCAUCUUCAGCGUACCAUACCCGACAGGAGCAGAUAUCGACGGCGGCGCUCACUAUAUGUCGUAGCGUCGAGUACCAUCAGCUAGAGGACUGGGGCGAACAGGGCUCUUUUGAACUGCUCUUUCCUCUGCGCAUGGCAUACGAUGGGAUCCGCGAGAAGGAGCCGACAAUAGCAUCAUGGAUCAUAUCUGUCAUGCAAGACAUGUCGGCUGGUAGACGAGGGCCCUGGAGAUCCGCGAAAAGCAUCCUAGAUGUUCGCAAGUGA